AUUUCGCUGUAAGUAAAGUAAACAAAAAGAUUCCCAGCAAAGAUUUGUGUAAAUUUUCAUCAUUAAAUAUGUAAUAAAAUUGGCUUUUCUCUAAAUCAUAAAAAGGAAAAGAGAUUAUUAUUAUAAUUUCGAAAUCAUUAUGGAUGAAGAUGACAACAAUCAACCUGCUGCAUUAAGUCCUCGAGUUCUCCUGUACGACAUUGUGCAGCAGUCAUCAAAUGCUCCAGAUCAGCAGGUUCAGGAUACUCCGGGUAGAAGCGAAGCUCGCGGAAAUAGGAGAAGGUAUUCAGAGAGCAGGGAAGUGUCUCCUCAUUCCGAAGAUGAUAUCAUGGUUGAGAAUUUGAAGAAGAGGAAAAAGAGAGGAAGUGUGAAAAUAUCUUCUCCGACACAGUCACAAAAAACGGUGACACCGAAAAAGGAUGAUCAGGACGAUGACGGUGUCAUGUGUCCUAUAUGCUAUGAGGAAUGGGAUAUGUCCGGAGUUCAUCGACUUACGUCCCUAAAGUGUGGGCAUCUCUUUGGACAUUCUUGCAUCAAAAGGUGGCUAAAUGAGUGUCCGCCAAAUGCAAGAGUAUGUCCUUCUUGCAAAACUAAAGCAACUAUGCGAGACAUGCGUUUCUUGUAUGCUAAACGACUGCGUAUGGUUGACAACAGCGAGGUGGAGCGUCUAAAAACGGCUCUUGAAGAAACAAUAACUAAAAAGUCGCAUUUAGAAACAGAAAUGGCUCUUCUACGAAUGCGAUACGAGCACCAACUUACGGAGAAUUCUAAAUUAACACGAGAGAUUCGAAGAUUGCGCGAACAAACGGAAGUAAAUGUUGUAGAUGAAAAUUCUUCAGAUGUCCCUGUUCGACAAUACAGAUUAUAUAUGGAGAAAAAUGUAGAAAUUGGACGCGAAGCAGGAUGUCGAGUCAUACAGUUUGGAAAAAAUAGCAAAACACUUGUCGUAUCACAGAAAUCCAAUCAGAAUCUAUUCCCAGGGUACGGAGUACGAUUUGUAGAUGUGGAAACACUGAGGCCAACAACGUUUAUGCACAUGUCUAGCCGAUCUAUUCGUGAUAUGGCCUUUGAUAAUGAAGCUGAAUUAUUGGUCGGAGCAUCACUAGAACAUAUAGUGAAGGUAUUUGAUGUUAGCACAAAGAGCUGCAAUGUGGUGCUAAAAUGUCCCGAAGAAGACCAUCCAAUGUCUAAGAUGAUAUGGACUUCAUGCUUCGAUAGAACACGCGAUCAUGCAGUGAUUGUGGGAUGCCAAAAUGGGCGCGUGGCGAGAUUUGACAUGCGUUGCCCGACAACGCCACAGGAUUUCCGGUUCCAACCAAUUGAUUUAAGUCCUGUGAUAGACAUGGCUUCUAUACCACCUGACAACACAUUACCCUACGGAGGGAUAGUUGUGUGCACAUUGCAAAACCUUUGGCUGUAUGACUUUGCGCCACAUGGACUACCACGAGAUAUUACAGCACUCCCUGUUGAAGGACCCUUUACAGCUAUGGUUUAUAGCGAGAUCAAUAAGUAUAUCUUGAUAACACUGCGUCCUAGUCAGGCAGCAAAUCGACACACAUCCCAACUAAUUGUGGGACGUCUCGAUCGUGAGGGAGAAUGUAUAAUUUUUAAGAUAACCAACAGAUUUAUAGGCUCCACCUCAAUGCCUUCCAUGUACCGCUCAACCUUUAUCAAUGUGGAACAGGAUACUCUUGUAGCAGGAUACGUGCAUAGUAGUAAAGUUCUUACAACAUGGUCCAUACGGGAUGAUUCUCGUCAACAAAUUAUUUCCGCUACAGAGCCAAUCUUGGAUUUUUCUUCUUUCAAAGUUAACUCCCAAACCUACCUCGGAGCAAUCACGGACACCAAAUGCCGAAUUUACAAAGUCCAAUGAAUGCGCCAGUCGACAUCAGCACUACUUUUCCUUUCGAGAAUUAAGAGAGAGAAAAAAAUCAUAUAUUGUUAAAACUUUUGCAUUAAAAUUAUCGCCAAACAUAAA
Molecule: messenger RNA, 1978 nt
Organism: Lutzomyia longipalpis
Lineage: Eukaryota; Metazoa; Arthropoda; Insecta; Diptera; Psychodidae
Product: E3 ubiquitin-protein ligase RFWD3
Exons: 3
Coding region: 140-1873 (577 amino acids)
Biological process (GO): interstrand cross-link repair; protein ubiquitination
Cellular component (GO): nucleus
Molecular function (GO): ubiquitin protein ligase activity; protein binding
Source: RefSeq, a predicted model, not a curated record